GCUGGACAAAGGUUGCUCUUUCCUCCGGACUCCAAUACCAAUCCAGCCGGCGGAAUCCCAGAGUUCAAAAUCUCCGCAGCCGGCCAAGAAUGGCGACGAUUCCACUCAUAUUAAUAAUCAGCUCCCAUAGCUCUCACCUUUCUAUUUCUCUGCCACUGUCAGUAGAGAAGAAAACCCCUUUCAAAGCUUCCCCCAUUUCCAGCGAUUUCCUCCGAUUGAAACCCUCAAAUGGAGUCCGUCGGGCUAGAAGUGGUUCUGAUCACCGGGUGCUCCCAGAGAGGCAUUGGCCACGCCCUGGCUAAAGAGUUCGCUGCCAAAAAUUGCCUGGUCGUUGCCACGAGCAGGUCAUUGAGCUCGAUGCAGGACUUGGAACAGGACGAGAGGUUCUAUCUCCAGGAGCUCGAUGUGUCCUCCGACGAGAGCGUGCAAAGGGUGGUGACAAACGUCAUCGAGAAGUAUGGGAGAGUUGAUGUUCUGGUCAAUAACGCUGGGGUUCAGUGCGUCGGCCCUCUUGCUGAGGUUCCUCUGUCUGGCAUCCAGAAUACUUUCAAUACCAAUGUUUACGGACUGAAACAUCUACGUAUUGUAGGUCCCAUGAGGAUGAUUCAAGCUCUUGUUCCACACAUGGCAUCUCGAAGAAAGGGGAAGAUCGUUAACAUAGGAAGUGUCAUAGUGCUGGCGCCUUUACCUUGGGCCGGGACGUAUUCUGGAACUAAAUCCGCUAUGCAUGCUCUAACUGAUACUUUGAGGUUAGAACUGAAACCACUGGGAAUCGAUGUUAUAAAUGUGGUUCCAGGAGCUGUUCAAUCGAAUAUAAUGCCCUCAGCCGAGGCUAUAUAUAGUUCCGAGUGGAAAUUGUACAAGCCAUUUGAGCCGGCAAUCACACGAUUUGUCUCCCAGGGCAGAGCAGGCACCCCUACCGAGAAAUUCGCCAAGCAUACUGUUGCUGCCAUUCUCAGAAAACAUCCACCCGCAUGGUUCUCUUCAGGCAAGUUCUCCACCAUCAUGGCAAUCGUGUACUAUUUGCCACUUCGUGUCAAAGAUUUGCUCGUGCAGUCUUUCAUGAAACCCUGACUGCUGGAGCUUCUUCCGUCGCAUUGUUCUCGCCCCUGGGUUAUUGGCCUCUCUAUGCAGCAACUUCUUAAGCAGAUUGUUCUUCAGUUUUAGCAUGAUCUAUAUUGCCUUCUUUUCUCCUGGAUGACUUUUUUUUACAUUGUGUCGGUUGUACUCUAUACAAAACCCUUUUGUGGUAUCAAUAGAUUGUUAGCAGUGGAGCUUGAAGGACUGAAUAAACUAGUGAUGCAGCUGAGGGAGUGGCUAAGCUUCAAUACAACUUGCUUGAAGUUAUAGACUUAUAGGUGUCUUUUCUUCGGGCGUUCUGUAAUUUGCACUGGUACAACUGCUGUUAUUAAUGAACCGAUUUAUCAUUAGACUA
Molecule: messenger RNA, 1435 nt
Organism: Linum tenue
Lineage: Eukaryota; Viridiplantae; Streptophyta; Magnoliopsida; Malpighiales; Linaceae
Source: the annotation of a GenBank genome assembly